CCCCUCCCCCUCCCCCUCCCGCUCUCGCUCUCGUGCGGUCGGCUGUUCACAUUCCCUCAGAAGUACCAAGAAAAUAUUAACAUUCAAUCGCAAACUGCCGUCGGACAGCAUGGCUUCAGGAGUCACUGUUAAUGAUGAAGUCAUCAAAGUCUUCAAUGACAUGAAAGUGCGAAAGUCCUCAACCUCAGAUGAGGUAAAAAAGCGCAAAAAAGCUGUGCUUUUCUGCCUCAGUGAAGACAAGAAGAAGAUUAUUGUAGAGGAGGGCAAGCAAAUCCUAGUUGGCGAUAUUGGAGAGACAGUUGAUGACCCCUAUGCCUGCUUUGUAAAGCUCCUACCUCUGGACGACUGCAGAUAUGGCUUGUACGAUGCCACGUAUGAAACGAAAGAAUCAAAAAAGGAAGACUUGGUAUUUAUAUUUUGGGCUCCUGAAGGAGCACCAUUAAAAAGCAAGAUGAUAUAUGCUAGCUCUAAAGAUGCCAUUAAAAAGAAGUUUACAGGUAUCAAACAUGAAUGGCAGGUCAAUGGCUUAGAUGACAUCCAGGACCGCUCGACCCUAGCAGAGAAGCUGGGGGGUAAUGUGGUUGUAUCUCUGGAAGGGCGACCAUUGUAAACUGUAAAGACAUGCCAUCUGGAUUCCACACGCUUUCUCUCUUAGCAGCUGUAUCUUUUGACCUCGAAGGAAUAGUUUUAGGUUGUCUUUACUUUUUUCAUAUGAAGGAAAUGUUGCUAACAUCAACAAAGAAUCUACAAGUUUAUUGCCAGCUGACAUUUUUUUUUCCUGGUAAUUUUUGUAUGUCCCAAGGAAAGUUCUCUCCUAGAGUGGUUUGCCAAAAAACAACAAAAAGCAUCAAUAUUAUAAUUUAUCAGUACUCCCUGCGCAAGCAUAAGAUGUUCAAAGUUUCUCGUUAUAUGAUUUAUUGCCAAGGUGAUGUAUUCUACCUUAACAGAUGUGAGAAUGCUUUCUGGUAAUGCUUCAAAGGGAUGCAUUAACCAAUAGCAAGCACUUUGCACUCAGAGUUUUGAAAUAUUUAUUUGAACUGUUCUACCUAAUCUGGCUUCUUAAACAUGGCAAACACAUAUUUAAUACUAUGCAGAUUUAAAAGCACUUUUGUUUGUACACUACAAUUUGAGACAAAACUGGCAAGGGGACUAUGGAAUUCCUGUGUUUGUCACUGGAUUGAAGUUCCACAGUUUUCAUUCCUGUAAUGCAUAUGGACAACGACAGAUCAAUAUUAACUGUUCUGUUGGAGGUUUGCUUCUAUUUGGAUGUACAGUACAGGACUGAAUAAGCAGAAGGGGGUGCUGCUUGGUUAUUGUUUUCUUUUUUAACACUAAAAAGAAUGCAAGUAUGUGUAAAGAUGGCAAUAUCUGCAUUUGUAGCCUUAAAUGGAACAUCAUUUUUUGAGAUCGAUCCAAGUUGCCACUUUGCAAUAAAACCUUGUGGCAUACAA
Molecule: messenger RNA, 1451 nt
Organism: Electrophorus electricus (electric eel)
Lineage: Eukaryota; Metazoa; Chordata; Actinopteri; Gymnotiformes; Gymnotidae
Gene: cfl2
Product: cofilin 2 (muscle)
Biological process (GO): actin filament depolymerization
Cellular component (GO): actin cytoskeleton
Molecular function (GO): actin binding
Source: RefSeq, a predicted model, not a curated record